AUGCGCAUCCCCUUAUUCCGUAUCUGGUACUCGACUACCUAUACGACCCUCCUUGUUCUCACCCUCUUGCUACUCUGCGUGAGCCCUGGCGAUACCAUCUACCAGUCCAUCCGCACGAGCGAGAUCCAGAAGCUUUUUGUGAUUGGUGGGGUUUACCUGCUCACGGGAAUCAUUGUCUUGCUCAUUUACUCGACGCGCAUAUACACGAAUAGGACGGUGUUGGCGGCGAUUCCAAAGGGAUAUCUACCAGUUGAGGAGGGAGAGGUGGGAACGGGUGUCCGCCGAAUGAUUGUCAGGCAUCUGAGGAGGAGUGCGGUUGUGGCGUGGGAUAGCAGACCGAGGGAUGUGCGGGGAGAGUUUGGACAGAUCGAGGAGGAAGAAAGUGAUGCCGAGGGGGUGCAGAGGCUGUACAGCGAGGAGAGUAACAAGGAAAAGGCCAAGGAGAAGAAGGCGAAAUCAAAAGGCCAUCAUCGCGCACCGGAAGCGACCGUCCUCCAUAUCGAUCCCAAAUCCCCGCCGUGGGGCCACAUCUCGCAUCCAGGCUGGGCUUCUCCUGCGUCGCCCGAUCUGCCAAAUCUCCAAUACUGGAGCGUAAUAUGUGAACUCCCCAACCUCAUUGAAGCCAAAGCCGUCUCUCUGGCACCCCCCGAUCCCGCCCUCGAAUACUAUGACAUGCAGCAAUACCCAGCCAACGCGCCACCCCUCCCCGACGCACAAAUCGUCACCCUCCUCCAACGCCCCCGCGCAAUGGGUCUUCGCGAAUACCUCGCCCGUCUCUCUUCCUUUGGCCUGCUCAACCCCCCAUCCCUCGGCCCCGCUUUCCUCGCCCAAUACGAAUCCGCGCGCUUCUCCUGCAACAGCCUCACCGAACCGGAGUUUCGCUCGCUCAUGGCCAUUUUCGCAGACAUACUCAACGGCAUGACGCAACUCGACCCGGACGUCGUCGAGGAGGCGCGCGCACAGAGUCUCGCAUCGGAUACCCGCAGUCUAGCACCCACGGAAUCAUCGCUGGAUAGCAGUAGGAGCAGCAGCAACAGUCGUUCAUCAAACUCACACAUGCCAUACCGAACCCCACAACUCCACCGUCAAAACUCGACACCAUCUUACCCCGACACCGACGACAACGAUAAUGACAAUAACAGCACCACUCCCCCCGCAAGCCUCACCAGCAACCCAAGCCUCCACACCCUCCACACAGCCCCUUCAACCCACCAUCCACCUUCCUAUGCAACACCCCGCUCCCACCUCCCUCCGCGCCACUCCUCUUCCUCCUCCUCCUUCCCCCACACAACCCCAAGCCCCUCACUGCGCUCCGCCGCCUCUGACUCUGAAACAGGCAGUGUGAGGAUUCAUCGCUGGCCAGCGAGAAGAGACGGGUUGGAUUCGGGCUCGAGUGCGCGAUCGGGAUCCAGUGCGUCGUUGGCCGCGAGUGCGCGCUCGGUUAUUCGGUUGCGUGCUGGGGCUGGGGGUGGUGGUGGUGCGGGCGAUGGGUUCGGGAUGCCGUAUCGGUAUUAUUUCGAGGCUGGGUGA
Messenger RNA from Plenodomus lingam JN3, 1530 nucleotides. RefSeq lists its product as uncharacterized. Lineage: Eukaryota; Fungi; Ascomycota; Dothideomycetes; Pleosporales; Leptosphaeriaceae. The record is from RefSeq and is a predicted model, not a curated record.